GGCGUUACCAGUUAGCAGCAGAGAGGCGUUGCUCUGAAGUAGAUCAGCUUGUCUGUACUAUGUUGGACACUGAUACGCUGCACCAAAUGGAUGGACUUUGGGACUGAAUAUGCCAGGUUUUGGGUAACCAGGAUGUUCAAUGGAAGUGAUGAGAAUCCAGGCUUUCCACACCCUCAUAGCCAAAUGACUGCGUUCACAACGCUGGCUUAUACGUUCACCUUUUUGCUGGGAGUCCCCGGCAAUAUUAUGGUGCUUUGGGUCACUGGUGUGAAGAUGAAGAGGACGGUGAACACCAUUUGGUUCUGGAACCUUGCUGUGGCUGACAUCAUGUGCUGUUUGUCUCUUCCAUUCUCCGCCAUCCAGUUAUAUUACAAUGAAUGGUUAUAUGGUGCUGCGCUCUGCAAGAUUAUCCCGGCCAUAGUCAUCCUGAACAUGUUCGCCAGCAUCUUCACCUUGGUGGCCAUCAGCAUUGAUCGUUGUGUUCAGGUAGUCCUGCCCGUGUGGGCCCAGAAUCACCGCAGCCUACGCAUGGCUUGGUUCAUCUGCCUGGUUAUUUGGAUAUUAUCAUUCAUUAUGUCAAUGCCCGCCUUUCUCUACAGACACUUGUCCACAGAUCACAACAUCACCAGCUGCGAGCACCAGUUCGGUGGCCAUGAUGACGCCAUUUAUGAAGAUGCUGUGGAUUCCAUUGACUUUGUUUACAAUGGCUUCUUCAGUCACAAUGAAUCUGAUGUUUCCUCAACCAUUGGUCUUGAACUCCCUGACUUUGGUCUGCACACGCACAUCUCUAAUGCUGAAGUUACCGUCACAGUUUCACGUAUGUUAUUCGGGUUCUUGUUCCCUCUCUUGAUCAUUGCUGCUUGUUACAUUCGUCUGGCUCUUAAAGUACAAAAUAGCAGGUUCCUCAAGGUGGGCAGAAAAACGACCAAGGUGGUAUGGUGCAUCAUCUUAGCCUUUUGCUUUACCUGGGCGCCCUACCACAUCAUCGGCAUGGUACUAUUGUACGUUCAGAACCCAAUUACGAAAAAUCUGAAUGACAUCUCUGUGGCUUUGGCGUUCUGCAACAGUUGCAUCAACCCAGUGCUCUACGUCUUCAUGGGCAAAGACUUCAAGACCAAGAUGAAACAGUCUUUGCGGCAGCUCAUGGAAAGCGCCUUCAGCGAAGAAGUCACUAAAACCACUGAACAUAGCAGGAUGAGAAGCUCCAUCCAAAACAGUUUAGACGUCUGAGGAGAUUAAACUACUUAAAGGGUGAGAGGAAAAAAUGAGGGGAAGGCACAUCUAUUGAUAGCGGUGUUCAUGGUGAUACACCAAUCAUAAUGCACACAAGCUGUCACGAUCCGGGGUCCAGCAGUAUAUUGAUGACACCUGCGGGGUGCACGUAAUCUAGCUGAAGGAUCAAUGUACCACAAAACCCAGGGCUGGUGCAAGGAUUUUUGCCACCCUAGUUGAAAGCUAAUUUUGCCACCCCUUGACCCUGCCCAUAGGCUCUGCCCUUUGACACGCCCCACCUUGGGGUGACACUCUGUAACAAACCCCCUCAUCAUGUAAUAACUUUUACUGGGGUGACACACUGUAGCAAACCUCCUUCCCAUGUAAUCUCCUUACUACUGGGGUGACACACCAAACAAACCUCCUUCUCAUGAAAUAUCCUUACUACUGGAGUGACACACUGUAACAAACCUCCUCCUCAUGUAAUCUCCUUACUACUGGGGUGACACACUGUAACAAACCUCCUCCUCAUGUAUUUACCUUACUACUUGGAUGACACGGUGGUACUGGCUGGGUGGGUGCUUGGGGUGAGCGGGAGCUUCGGAUUCUAGUGGGCCACUAACUUUCUUGCAGAGUGCAGAGCGGUGCCCCCAUCAAGAGGGCGCUCUAGGCGGCUGCCUAUCUUACCUAUAGGCAGAACCGGCCCUGACAAAACCAAGAAAACAAUAGCAUGCACUCACCGCUUGUCUGGGAUCACCGGAAGGCCUCACGAGAU
Hyla sarda is the source of this 1987-nucleotide messenger RNA. RefSeq names its product complement C3a receptor 1 (gene C3AR1). The record is from RefSeq and is a predicted model, not a curated record. The coding region runs from base 91 to 1230 and encodes 379 amino acids. The transcript is spliced from 2 exons. Gene Ontology annotation, biological process: inflammatory response; phospholipase C-activating G protein-coupled receptor signaling pathway; positive regulation of cytosolic calcium ion concentration. Lineage: Eukaryota; Metazoa; Chordata; Amphibia; Anura; Hylidae. Gene Ontology annotation, molecular function: G protein-coupled receptor activity; complement component C5a receptor activity. Gene Ontology annotation, cellular component: plasma membrane.